Messenger RNA from Durusdinium trenchii, 444 nucleotides. Lineage: Eukaryota; Dinophyceae; Suessiales; Symbiodiniaceae. The record is from the annotation of a GenBank genome assembly.
AUGAGGGCCGAUGAUAGUGAGGAUUCAUGGGAGCGCAUGACAACGUCAUCAAGUGAAGACCUUGGACUCCCAGAGCCUCCAAAAUGUGUUGCUGCAUCUCUGUUCAAACAGGGUGCAAACAACACUCAACAGGCAGGCCGGGAGCAGGAGCGUGGUGUGGCCUCUCAUUGUGAGCCUUGUGGCUUUGAUGAAGUGCACAAGAGCUUCUUGUCUUCCGUUCUGUCCAUGCAGCACACCCAACUUCAUGUGCUGCGGGAACUGAAGCAGGCAGUGGAAGAGUUGAAGUGUCAGAUAUCUCAGCUCAAGUCCAAGUCCCAGAGGUCUUGCAUUGCUCGUCGUGUGGGUCAACGCCGGGGCCGUUCCCACAUUGAGAUUUUGAGGGCCUCUGCAACGUCAGUCCAGGGUGUGCGUAAGGAAGUGAAGCGGCCCAGUUCAUAUUCUUAA